AUGUACGUGGUUGGCGCUGUCUCGCCGGCAGGCUCUGUUGUCUUGGCUGGCAGGAGUGGCACAGAGGUCGAUGCCAUGCGGCGAGACAAACGCUACAAUGCACCACAGCAGAGAGACGAUGGGCCGGAGUCGCUGGAGGACGGGCUUGAAAUCCCAGGGUUCCCAAAACCAAGCAAGCCGGAAGGGUUCACGGGCAACUUACAGGGACACCUCGAGAAGCUCUCCUCGAACGCGAGGUCGAUCCACCAUGUCCUCGAGACCUUGUGCGGCGGCUUGGACCGCUUGGAAAAAAAGAUGGACACAAACUCUUCACAGGUGGAGGCACGAUUGGCGAACAUAGUCCAUCACAUUAGCGGAGAAGCCGACGAAGACACGAUGAGUGCGUGGAGCAGCAUAGCCGGCGGGGGAGGGGGGGGCGCCGGCUCUCCGACCGACCUAGGAACGGCUCCCUCCCUCCGCCGGCGCGGUUCGUUCGGCAUGCAGAUGGCCUCGUGUAGCGAGGAUUCCCCGUUCGAUUUCCGUAACGACAAAAUCUCUCUUGAUGAGGAACUGGCCAACGUAGGCCGAGAUGGAGAUGAAAGCGAAGAUGUUGUGACAAGCUUUGGGGGCGUUGUUGAACGCGCCAAAGACGUGGCUCUUCAGAACGAAGGAGGAGGGCGAGGAGAGGUAGAGCGAGCGGCAAUACUCACCGCCCCAGGGAAUAGUUCCAGCGCUCAAGCUACCUUGAAACCCACGGUUGUCGCCGCCGGACCGUCGGCGUCAGAAACGCUGGAGAAUACAGACGAGCACCAAAAUCCCAGUGAAGCAAAAGAUCUGUCGUCGAUAUCAUCACCGACGGACACGGGCAGUCCACGCGAAGAGGAUAGAGAGCUCCCAACAGGGCUGGUGUCGGGAGGCGAGGAUACGAACGACCUUCAUCCCCAGAGGAGAAGGAGCAACCAGGACGACCAGAGCGAUGGUUCCAACAGCAAGCUGAACAGCGCCAGGGCCGAGGAAGGCAGGAAUGACGUCAUGGUCGUCUCCAAGCAGGAAAGCUCUGUCGGUGGGGAAAGUGUCCUCGGAGAAGAAGCGGAGGUUCCGGGCGAGGGGAACGAUUUCGUCAAGACUGCUUUCAGUCCGCAAGCAUCGAUAGAUUCUGGGGUCUUGGACUCGAGGCUCAUCGCUAGGCAGCGCUGGAUUUGGGCUUUUGGGCGGAUUUGCCAGCUGGUUCGGCGCAGGAAGAGGAAGCAAUUCGAGAUCAUGUCUCAAAGAGCCACCGACCGAACCGUGCGAAUGGGUUCCCGAGUUUCUGUCGUGGAAAAACGGCUGGACGAGACGACAGAGCACCUGCUAGUGGUGAAUCAACUCAGAGACAAAUCUGGAUCUCACACUGCCCAGAUCAAGAACCUCAACGAAAUGGUUAAGGAGUUGUGCAAAUUGCUCGGCAUGGAGGAGAAGUUCAACGGGAUUGUGCACGCCACAAAGAAAAUGGUGGAAGAGAAGUUCAAGUCGGACAUGACGGAGUUGGAGACAAGACUUGCCAGCGGACACCGCGAGCUAGAGACAAGCCUUGAGAGCGAGAUUAGACGCAACGGGACCAAGCUGGAAGACAUGGACGACCGCUACGCCAGAAGCGAAGAGGCUCUUCGGCGUGCCGAGGAGAGAAUAGGAGAGGUUCAGGAGGAGAUGCAUGCGGUAGGUGAAAGCAUCUCGGACGUAGAAAGGAGGCUGAGAGUGGACGAGGACCGAUUGGGCAGCCUCGAGAACCUCAAGAAGGCGCACCAGCGACGAUUGAGCGAACUAAGGGUGCAGCUUGAGAGUGGCACGCCGGCCGCUGGAGGCGCUGUUCCCAUCGAAACGGAACCUGAGGAGACCGACGCAGAGCGGAUGGCCCGCCUCCUUAAAACGGCGGGUACUGCAACUGAGUUCCUCGCUGAAGACCUCGACAAGAUACUCGACAGCAACGGCGGUAACGCGGGCGACGCAACAGCGACAGCAGCAGACAACGCUGAGGCCAACCACGAACUGGGUCAAGUUCUGUCCGCUCGGUCCAGCGCCAGCAACGUCGAUCACGCCUUGCAAGAACUCCGGCAUGUGUCUGUCAAUGCGGUAGAGUGCUCGCGUCUAUGCAACGACGUCGCGAGUGCCAGUGGUCAGGCAGAAAGGGACGAAAUCGGGCCGGACGGCGGCGGAGCCGGUAGCGACUCUAACGUCGAUGCUGCAGUCCGUCGUGUGGAGGCUCUCUGCGGACACAUACAAGACCUGCUUUCCACUCAAGACAAAAAUAUCAGCAGCAGUAAGAACAAGGCAGAGCUAUCCGCAACCGGCGAGAUUGAACGGCAGGGUUCGCUGGAGGGAAAUGGCGGGGUGGGGCUCAAGAUCGACGACAUUGUGUGCCCCAACGGUCGGAAAGACCUAGUCCAGAGGCUAACCGCCGCGCGCGAUGCUCUCCUUCCCGUCAUCGGCGAGCGGAGCAGCGUGGGUAGUCUGCGGGUCGCCUUCCUGGGGCUUACGGCAAGCGUCCGAGCAAACCUCGAGGAGAAGCAGGCUCGCGAUCUGAUGGAGGAGCGGUGGAACGACCUUCGCGGUCGGGUGUCCGGCCUGGACACCUCCGUCUCCGACAUCAAGGACUCCCUCCACGACGAAGGCCACCACCGGUACGGCAGCUUGGACAUGGACAGUGACAACGGCGAAGACCUGGAGGAGCGCCUUGGGUGCAAGGCGGACGUGUCGUGGGUCCAGCGAGAGCUGCAAAGGUUGUGGGACGCGCUGAACGCUCGCGCAAUGGCCGCGGUCGGGGCGAUGUCGCCGAGGACGGGAGCGGGGGUUACGGAGGGACAUGGCGGGGAUCCCUCCCGCCCGCGGUCCGCGCCGCCGACCAACUACGACAAGGAGAACCACAACCCGGAGACAGCGGGACAGGAGGAGGGUGACCUCGAUGCAUCGCCGUCUCAAGCGAACAGCCGCGUGAUAAGCGGAUCGUUGCCGUCCUCGGCCCUCUCGACGGCGCUUGGUGGCGGCGGCGGCGGCGGCGGGGGAGGGUCGCAGGGAGCUGUGGGCGGGCGGAGGGCCAGCUUCAACGAGGGGGCGUCACUGAUCAAGGACUUGAUGAAGAAAACUUCACGCCUGGAGCAACAGAUGGCAACGAAGGCCGACAACGAAGAGGUGAUGAAGGCGCUAGCCUCCGUCGGCAACAAGCUGCGAAAGGUCGGCAUUGUCAUCCCCGCGAUGCAAGAGGAGCUAGCCAACAAGAUCGAGAGGAAAGACCUGGCCAAGCUGGUCUCCAUGGUAUCAAACGGCGGCGGCACCGGCGAACCGCCGCCGGGCGGACACGAAGGACCCCACAACAACGGUGACGGCAGCGCCGUCGUCGCCUCUCGCCUCAAUUCCAAGUUCCGCUGCCUCUCCUGCGACCGCCCUCUUCCCGCCCUGGGCCCCCCGGGGCCGCCGAAGCUCGGCGCUUCCGGGCUGUCGAUGGCGGGGGCCGGGACCCCGCGAAGCCCUCAAAAAACGAGCAGCCAGCAGCGGCUGAAGCUAACCGCCGCAGAAGAACCGGGGGCUGACAAGAACUCCCGGCCGGGCAGUCCGGCGACAACGUCGCCGGCAGUGGAGGACGUGGGAGACGUUGCUGGGUGGGGCAGAGGGAGUUCUAACAUGAUGAUUCCGGGAGGAGCUUCCGACAUGGAGAGCGCUUACGGGAACGGUGGCAAGGACGCCGGGGCGAGACGCCGCCAGAAACAGCAGCACCGGCAGCACCACGAGAUGGAUCAGCCGCCCGGGCGCCUGGAGCCUCUGGGUGCCAACGGGGAGCACAUGGCGGGAGUGUUGUCGCGGUACCCGAGGAUGAUGCCGCCGCCGAGCAGAAUCCGGACCGCUGCCGGGGGCGGCAUCGGGUCUAGGCCGUCGUCUUCGUCGGGAGGCCGCAUUUGA
This is a messenger RNA of Ectocarpus siliculosus, 3909 nucleotides long. NCBI's taxonomy places the organism in Eukaryota, Phaeophyceae, Ectocarpales, Ectocarpaceae. The record is from the annotation of a GenBank genome assembly.